AUGAAAGAUCUAUUGUCAAGGAAACAUAAGCUGCAAGAAUGCCAGACUAUUGCACUUACUGAAGAGUGCAGUGCUAUUAUACAGAAAAAGUUUCCUCAUAAGCUUCGUGAUCCAGGGAGUUUUAAUAUUCCUAUUGCCAUUGGUAACACAAAUGUUGGCAAAGCUUUAUGCGAUCUUAGGGCAAGCAUCAAUCUUAUGCCUCUUUCUGUGUGUAAGUCUUUGGGAAUUUCUGAAUUGAAGCCUACUACGUGCUGGAUAUGGAGAGGGGAGAGUGAUAUACCUCUUCUCUUAGGUAAACCCUUCUUGGCUACAACUAGAGCCAUAAUUGAUGUUGAACAAGGAAAGCUUGAAUUGAGGUUGAACGAUGAAAUAAUCACUAUUAAUGUUUUUGAUGCUAUGAAGAAAUGUUAUGAUAAGAGUGAUUGCUUCAUGCUAGAUGUUUAA
Molecule: messenger RNA, 444 nt
Organism: Gastrolobium bilobum
Lineage: Eukaryota; Viridiplantae; Streptophyta; Magnoliopsida; Fabales; Fabaceae
Exons: 2
Coding region: 1-444 (147 amino acids)
Source: RefSeq, a predicted model, not a curated record